This is a messenger RNA of Eremothecium sinecaudum, 2292 nucleotides long. RefSeq names its product Bas1p (gene BAS1). Bases 1 to 2292 code for a protein of 763 amino acids. The record is from RefSeq and is a predicted model, not a curated record. NCBI's taxonomy places the organism in Eukaryota, Fungi, Ascomycota, Saccharomycetes, Saccharomycetales, Saccharomycetaceae. The transcript has a single exon.
AUGAAUGCGACUGGCAGCAAACCAGUAUCCGCGGAAUCUCUGCCAGGUAGCAAAAAACCAAAACCUAAGCGGGAACAAAUAAAUCCUCUAGAUGUGACUGAAUCCUUAGGGUAUCAGACAUAUAGAAGGGGAAUACGUAAGCCGUGGUCAAAGCAAGAUGAUGAGGUUUUACGUGGAGCUGUGAACAAGUGUUUGAUUGAGCUUGGCUAUCCAAAUGGGAUUAAUUCCGUUACUUCGAUUCAUGAAUCACAGAUAGCCUGUAAGAAGAUCCCAUGGGAAAAAGUUGUGCUUAAUUUCGAUACUAGAAUAAGGAAACCGAAGGAUGUGCGGAAGCGGUGGACUAGUAGUUUGGAUCCGAAUUUAAAAAAGGGGAGAUGGACGCCUGAGGAGGACAUGUUUUUGUUGAGGUCAUACGAAAAACACGGCCCGCAAUGGCUUAAAAUUUCAAACGAGCUCGCAGGCAGAACUGAAGAUCAAUGUGCGAAGCGAUAUAUCGAAGUUUUGGACCCGAGCACGAAAGAUCGGCUGCGAGAGUGGACCCUGGAAGAAGACCUGGCCCUUAUCAGUAAAGUUAAAGUGUAUGGUACGAAAUGGAGACAAAUUUCCUCAGAAAUGGAGUCGCGGCCUAGUCUGACAUGUAGGAACAGAUGGAGAAAGAUUAUAACGAUGGUUAUGCGCUCUAAAGCUCCUGAGGCUAUAACGCGAGCUGUAGAAAGUGGUGGCCUUAGUUCUCCUGGGAAACUUCAGGGAACCCUGGGUACGUCUUCUGAUGAAAUUGCAAAUCCUAAUGCAAGUGGGAAUCUUGUAGGAGAUAAAACAUGUUCUUCGGGCUCCACUUUAUUGGGCUAUUCGGAAACUGCUCAGAACUCUGCUUCUCCGCGGAAUAAUGUGGCGAACAAUUCUCCUAACUCCGUGAAUUAUGAACACCUGUCUUCGACGAGAAGUGUGACGCCGAUUCUCGCUCAUCCGCAAGCGUCGCCGAUCACACAAUCAUUGCAGAUAGAUUUUGGAGACGGCAUAGACAGUAACAAGGAUGCAGUUGCUGAGGGUUCUAUUACCGCACCGGGCCCUCGUCUUUCGCGCGAGACACAGUACCCAGGAUCCUCUCCACAAAUCUUACUCAAACCAUCGGCAUAUAGUGUCUCUGCAGCUACUCCAACGAUCGCAACUACUUUAAAUUCCCAUGUACCAAUCUCAUCAACUAUAGACAAAUUAAACCCCGAUGCAGGUAUACCCAUAAUAGCAGAUGUAAGUGAUGUUGCUAUUAAUAAUGUAACUCCCCAUCCCCAGCCAAUGUCGACCGUCAGAGAAUGGAAAUACGGUUUAGAAAAUCAUGAGGGCUUGUCAGUGGGUGGUGGUUCGAUUUCAACCGAGGCCUUGGUACACGAGCUCGUAGAGCAGUCUAAGAAAUAUGGGCUUUCCAUUAACAUAUAUCAACACGUUCAUAACCACUACGUUAUUGGAAAUCAGCAUCAUAACUUGAGGAAGAUAAAUGAGACAUCUUCCUUAGGUAUUUACAACUUUGAAGAAAAUAAUAUAUCGCCAUUUGGGUUGAAUAAUGGUUUUACUCAGGACCCAAAGUACGAUAGAGUGAAUUUACAAGGCAAUCAUAGUAUGAGCACAGCUAGUCAGGUCUACAUUGAUGGUAAAAAUACUUCCCCAGCGUACUCCCAACAUGCAGGGGUUAUGACUAGCGAUUCAUAUACUUCGCCGGGCCAUGAUCUGCCGGAUAUUGGUCCACAGAGAAUGACGCAUUUUAAAUCUUUGCCAUCAAAUGUUAAGCUGCAGCUAGGCUCCAGUGCACACGCAAGGUACGAACCAGAUUUAUCAGGUAAAGACCCCUACAACCGUAGUAACAAGAAAAAGCGUCCCAGAAACCAUACAAGUAACGAACUGCAAAAUAUCUCCUCUUUAUUAUCGCAUGGAGGUGUAAAUGUUCCACCAUAUCAAAAGCACCAUGUCCCAAAGAAUGAGGAAGAGUGUAAUUCGGUGUUGACAAGUUCGGCAUCGGAAGAUGGCACGUCUUCCAUUGUAGAAGAAGAAGGUCCUGAUUUCUGGGAAACAUUACGACAAUUAGGCUCUGUGCCAAUUAGUGAAGACGCUACUUGUUCAGCUAAGUAUAGUAUACAGCAAGCGGCACCGUUACCAUCAUCGGCCGGUAGAAGUCUCACUAACACGAUAGAUAUGACUGUGAACGAGGACAAUCAACUUAAAAACAAUACCAAUGAUGAUGAAUUUAACUUAGUGAUGAAUGAAUGCAUUCACAGAGGGUUGCCAUUCAACCCUAGCUAA